This is a messenger RNA of Panicum hallii, 1410 nucleotides long. RefSeq lists its product as uncharacterized. The transcript has 2 exons. The record is from RefSeq and is a predicted model, not a curated record. Lineage: Eukaryota; Viridiplantae; Streptophyta; Magnoliopsida; Poales; Poaceae. Bases 151 to 1173 code for a protein of 340 amino acids.
AAGAAUUGGGGCAGACAUCCCUCCCGACCGCGGUGCGGCUCCGGCUCAUAUAUACAACCCGGUCCCCAAAGCCCACGCACACACACACUUUACUUCUUGGCUCUCGCCAACAAUCUCGCCGCCGCCACCUGGUCCACCUCGCCGGCUGCAAUGUCGGCGCACCUCGCCGUCGCGCUGCUCCUCGCCCUCCUCACCUCGACUGCCCACACCUCCGACGUGCCCUCGUUCCCGCUCUCGCAGGCGCAGUCCCCGUCCAACUCCUCGUCGCCGUCCAACGCCUCCUCGCCGCCCUGCCACCUCGACCUCUCGGCCGAGCUCUUCGGCGGCGUGGCCGCGGCGUGCGGCGCGGGGGGCGGGACGGGCUCGCUCGACCGGGGGCGGUGCUGCCCCGUGCUCGCGGCGUGGCUGUUCGCGGCGCACGCGCGCACCGCGCUGUCCGUGCCCCCGGCGCCCCCGCCCUCGUCGCUCUCGGGCGAGGAGGGGCUCGGGCCCGGGGACGACGGGCCCAUGGUGCCGUACGACAACCAGCGGUGCGUCGACGCGCUGGGCGCGGCGCUGGAGAAGCGCGGGGUGGCGCUGCCGACGCCCAACAAGACGUGCGACACCGUGCUCUGCUUCUGCGGCAUCCGGCUCCACCAGAUCGGCUCGCUCCGCUGCCCCGCCGCGUUCGCCGUCGGCGCGGCGGCCAAAAACGCCACGCCCACCGCCGCCGUCAAGGACCUGGAGAAGAGCUGCCGCAACGCCUCCUACUCCGGCUGCUCCCGCUGCGUCCAGUCACUGCAAAAGCUGAAGGGGAACGUGAGCCGCGAGGUCUCCGGCGGCGACCGCGCGCGGCGGAUGCUGGGGCGGGACUGCCAGCUGAUGGGGCUGACGUGGCUGCUGGCCAAGAACAAGACGGCCUACAUCCCCACCGUCUCCGCCGUGCUCCGCGCCAUGCUCUACGCCGCACACCCGACGGAGUCCGGCUCCGGGUCCGGCGGCGGCGCGGCGCCGCGGUGCAGCCCGGACCAGGAGAACAUGCCGCUGGCCGUGGACUCGCUGCAGUUCGAGCGCACGGGCAGCGCGAGCGCGGCGGCCGCCUCCUCGACGCCGCAGGCCGUCCCCGCCGUCCUCCUCGGCCUCGCGCUCUGCCUGAUGGUGAUGAUCAGCAGAAGGGAUGCGUUUUCCUUGUAAAUUCAGAAAGGCAAUGAUGGCGCUCCGUGUUGAUACACGCGUGUUCUGUAGGAGUAGUAGCUUCUUUUGCAUAGCGGGGAUUGACGGGAAUGAUCGAGAUCUACGGGAUGUGGUGUUGGGGGGCGGUGACUAUGAUGACCAUGUCUAAUCUCGGUGCCUUUUAACCCUGGGGUUAAUCACUUGUUUCUUCGUUUUGUGAAUGGAGCAGCAGAUGAACUGCAGAGUUACGGCGGCGAA